Messenger RNA from Prunus persica (peach), 2704 nucleotides. Its product is annotated as G-type lectin S-receptor-like serine/threonine-protein kinase At2g19130. Gene Ontology annotation, biological process: recognition of pollen; protein phosphorylation. Bases 67 to 2502 code for a protein of 811 amino acids. Lineage: Eukaryota; Viridiplantae; Streptophyta; Magnoliopsida; Rosales; Rosaceae. The transcript has a single exon. Gene Ontology annotation, molecular function: protein serine/threonine kinase activity; ATP binding. The record is from RefSeq and is a predicted model, not a curated record.
GUGGCUGGGAACAUUUCAGAGAGAGAGAGAGAGAGAGAGAAGCCAUUCUAGGAGUUUUAUGAAGAGAUGGAUAUGAGUAGGAGGAACAGCUUUAUUUCUCAGUCUGUUCUGCUUCUGUUAUGCUUUACCUUCAAAGCUUAUACUUCCAUGGCAUCUAACACCAUCUCUCCAGGCCAAUCUCUUUCUGGGAACCAGACAAUCACAUCACCGGGUGGUAUAUUUGAAUUGGGUUUCUUCACACCAGGUAACUCUCAAAACCACUACAUAGGCAUCUGGUACAAAAAGCUACAAAAAACAGUAGUUUGGGUGGCAAACAGAAACCAACCUGUUUCUGAUCCAUCCUCUUCAGCAUUGCAUCUCUUCCAAAAUGGAAACCUAACCCUACUGAACCAAUCCAAAUCUGCAGUUUGGUCAACCCAUGAUCCUUCUCUCCCAGUAUUUUCCAAUUCUACAAAAGCAAUGCUUCUUGACAAUGGCAACUUUGUCAUAACAGAUGCAUUUAAUUCCUCUGUUAUUAUAUGGCAGAGUUUUGAUCACCCAACUGAUACUUGGCUGCCAGGUGGAAAGCUUGGAUACAGUAAGGUUACCAAUGAAAAACUAACUCUCACUCCUUGGAGGAGCCCAGAAAAUCCAGCACCUGGGAUUUUUUCUCUUGAGAUUGAACAAAAUGGAACAAGUUUUUUGUUGCUGUAUAAUGGUUCUAUUAGGUACUGGACAACUGGGCCUUGGACAGGGAAGAUUUUUACAAAUGUUCCUGAAAUAGAGUUGAAUCAUUAUAUUACAAAUGUUACAUAUGUUUCGAAUGAGAUGGGGAGUUAUGUUUCUUAUGAUGCUGUCAACCCUGACGUAUUUAUUAGAUACGUGCUUGACAUCUCUGGCCAGUUCAAGGCCUAUAAGUGGGGAAAAGACUUCCCCCAAGGGAAUUCGAUUUGGUUGCGACCCUCGGAACAUUGCGAAGUCUAUGGAUUCUGCGGUGCGUCCAGUAUUUGCAACCAGCAACAAGUACAUCUUUGUGAUUGCUUGGAAGGAUUUCAACCCAAAUCCCCAAAUGAUUGGGAAUUGGCAGAUCACACAGAUGGGUGUGUGAGGAAAGUCCCUUUACAAUGCAGUGCAGGCAAUGGUGGAAAUGACACGUUUGUGGUGGUACCGGAUGUGCGCUUUCCUAAUAAUUCAAAGACUUUAGCAGCCGAGAACAUCAAUGAAUGCAAAUCAGCAUGCUUAAGGAAUUGCUCAUGUACAGCUUUUGCUUAUGAUAAUGAGUGUUUGGUUUGGACAGGGGGUCUGUUCAAUGUAAAACAACUUACACUUGAUGAGAAAGUAGGCAAAGUGUUGCAUCUACGAAUUGCAGCAUCUGAGGCAAUAGAGGUGAAGAAGGAGAGCAAGACCCUUUGGAUUGUCAUUGGAGUACUUGGAGGUUUGUUGGCUGUUUUACUCAUUAUUGCGGUAAUUGCCAAGAAUGAAUGUUCUGGGGAAGGAUUUGAGGUAGUUGAAGGCUCAUUGGUGAUGUUCAGGUACCGAGUUCUAAGAAGUGCAACAAAGAACUUCUCUUUAAAACUUGGGGAAGGAGGCUUUGGUUCUGUUUUCAAAGGGACAUUGCAAAAUUCUACACCCAUUGCAGUGAAGAGACUUAACUGUCCAAAGCAAGCAGAUAAGCAAUUCCUUACAGAAGUGAGAACUAUUGGGAAAGUCCAACAUAUUAAUCUUGUUCGCCUCCGCGGGUUUUGUGCAGAAACUUCAAAAAGAUUCUUGGUUUAUGAUUACAUGCCAAAUGGCUCUCUAGAAUCAGUUUUGUUUCAAAAGAGUCCCAUUGUCUUAGAUUGGAAAGCUAGAUAUAACAUUGCAGCUGGAACUGCAAGAGGACUUGCUUACCUUCAUGAAGAGUGUAGAGAAUGCAUCAUACACUGUGACAUCAAACCUGAAAACAUUCUGUUGGAUGCAGAAUAUGCCCCGAAAAUAGCAGAUUUCGGUCUAGCAAAGCUCAUGAGCAGAGACUUCAGCCGGAUAAUUACAACCAUGCAAGGAACCAGAGGCUACAUUGCACCAGAAUGGAUUUCAGGAGAAGCUAUCACACCAAAAGCUGAUGCUUUUAGCUAUGGAAUGCUGCUUUUUGAGCUUAUAUCAGGAAGGAGAAACAGAGAUCUUUUAGGUGAUGGGUUACAAAAUUACUUCCCGACUCGCGUUGCUAACGUGGUAACCAAAGAAGAAGAUGUUAUCACCUUGUUGGACUGCAGGUUAGAAGGCAAUGCUGACAAAGAAGAACUAAUGAGAGCAUGCAAAGCUGCUUGUUGGUGCAUUCAAGAUGAUGAGAAGGAUAGGCCAAGUAUGGGGCAGGUUGUUCAACUUCUGGAGGGAGUUAUAGAACUUGGCAUACCACCUAUUCCACAGUUCCUUGACCGCUUUUCGAAGAGUCUUGAUGAGGCCAUUGAUUACCAUGACUAUAUUUCCAGUGCUUCAGAUUCAAGGCAUGGCUACUCAAGUAAUAUUACUAUCUCUGGAGCUUAAACCUAUAGACUGGACCUUCAAAUUUCCAAUUCUUUUGUUUGUUUCAAUUAACUUGCAACUGAUUGUGAGAUCCCUCAUCUCAUCUUCAUUAGUUUUGUAGUGUAAAUAUUCAUGAAAUAGUUACCCAAAAUUCAGCUUUUUAUUUCUUGUUGUAAAGUUCUCUUUCUUCCAUAAACAAUGAAUGCAGAAAAAUUGAGGAAAA